CGCGUGCGCUCACGGGGCUCGUGACGUUCCGGUGCUAACCGACGGGAGUCGGGAGAGGAGAGCGUUACUACACCGAGAAGAAGCAGAGCGAGUGCGGCAGUACACCAGAGGGACGCUGGACAAGGAAGAAGUGGCCAGUCCCUUAACAUAUUAAGGCAAAACCUGGGAAAACGAGAGCUUGUUGUUUUUCUCCUCAGUCAGUGAGUGUGUUUAUAGAUGAAACCGGAGCAUGUCACUAUGACAACGUUUGGACUUUACACAGUAGCCUUCUUCUUCAUCUCAGUAACGUUAGGCGCUGCUCUGGAGAUAUAAUAAUCGCAGUAGUCGCGUAGGACUGUCAGUUGUCAAGCCUUGAAGAAGAAGCCGUAGAAGACAGUCAUGGAUCAGAGACUUGCUACAAUGAUCAGCUAGCGUCUUGUGUGCCCAUUCUUCAAGAUUAGAGGAGAAAGCGGAGACCGCACACCUGGAGCAGAAUGGAUUUGAGUAGCAUCAGGAAGCUCAUCACUCGAUACUGUACAGGAGAGGAGAGCUGGGUGGACAGCAGGACGGUUUAUAUUGGACAUAAAGAGCCUCCACCAGGAACAGAAGCGUACAUUCCACAGAGAUUUCCUGACAACAGAAUUGUAUCCUCAAAGUAUACUUUCUGGAAUUUUAUACCGAAGAAUCUCUUUGAGCAGUUCAGAAGAAUCGCCAAUUUCUAUUUUCUGAUCAUCUUUCUAGUGCAGCUGAUCAUUGACACACCUACCAGUCCUACGACCAGCGGUCUGCCUCUUUUCUUUGUCAUCACGGUCACAGCCAUUAAACAGGGCUAUGAGGACUGGAUCAGGCACAAAGCGGACAAUGCUAUAAACCAAUGUCCAGUCCACGUCAUCCAGCAUGGCAAAGUCGUACGCAAACAGAGUCAAAAGCUACGGGUGGGUGAUAUUGUCCAGGUUAAAGAGAAUGAGACAUUUCCAUGUGACCUCAUACUGCUCUCCACCAGUCGAGAAGAUGGAACAUGUUUCGUCACGACAGCCAGCUUAGAUGGAGAGUCCAGCCAUAAGACCUAUUAUGCAGUUCAGGACACAAAGGCAUUCAAAACAGCGGAGGAGGUGGACACACUACACGCUACGAUAGAAUGCGAGCAACCCCAGCCAGACCUGUACAAAUUUGUGGGACGCAUCAAUAUUUAUUUGGAUCGAGACGAGCCCAUCGCGAGACCCCUGGGUUCUGAGAACCUGCUGCUACGUGGAGCCACACUGAAAAACACUGAAUACAUACAUGCUGUGGCCAUCUAUACGGGCAUGGAAACCAAGAUGGCCCUCAACUACCAAUCCAAGUCUCAGAAACGCUCCGCUGUUGAAAAGUCUAUGAACGCCUACCUGAUUGUUUACCUCUGCAUUCUGAUCAGUAAAGCUCUGAUCAAUACUGUCCUGAAGUAUGCCUGGCAGGCCAACCCAAACAGAGAUGAGCCCUGGUACAACCAGAAAACUGAGACUGAGAGGCAACGGCAUGUAUUAAUCCGGGCAUUCACAGAUUUCCUUGCCUUCAUGGUUCUGUUCAACUACAUCAUUCCUGUGUCCAUGUAUGUGACUGUGGAGAUGCAGAAGUUCCUUGGCUCGUACUUCAUCCUGUGGGACGAUGACAUGUUUGAUGAGGAGCUCGGAGAGGGACCGCUCGUCAAUACCUCAGAUCUUAAUGAAGAACUUGGACAGGUGGAAUAUGUCUUCACAGACAAGACUGGCACUUUGACAGAAAAUAACAUGGAGUUGAGGGAAUGUUGUGUGGAUGGGCAUGUUUACGUGCCACAUGCCGUCUGUAACGGGCAGAUCUUACCUGGAGCUGCCGGAAUGGAUAUGAUCGACUCCUCUCCGGGCGUAGAUGGAAAGGAGCGAGAGGAGCUGUUUUUCCGUGCGCUGUGCCUCUGUCACACAGUCCAGGUGAAGGAAGAGGAGACGGUGGAUGGCAUUAAGAGAGGAAUCCAUCAGGGCAAAUCCACCUCCUUCUACAUCUCCUCCUCUCCAGAUGAGGUUGCGCUGGUGGAGGGCAUGAACAGGUUGGGCUUCACCUAUCUCCGUCUGAAGGACAGUCACAUGGAGAUCCUCAACAGAGAGGAUGAGAUGGAGAGAUUUGAGCUGUUGGAGGUGUUGAACUUUGAUUCAGUGAGGAGGAGAAUGAGUGUUAUCGUAAGAUCAAGCUCAGGAGAGUACUAUUUGUUCUGUAAAGGUGCGGAUUCUUCUAUUUUUCCACGGGUGGUUUCUGGAAAGGUGGAGCAGAUCAGAGCGCGAGUAGAGCACAACGCUGUGGAGGGAUUACGGACUCUUUGUGUUGCUUAUAAGAAGCUGACUCAUGAGGAGUAUGAGGAAACGUGCCGUCUCCUCAACAGCGCUAAACUAGCUCUGCAGGAGCGUGACAAGAAACUGGCUGAAGUUUAUGAUGUCAUCGAAAAGGAUUUCAUCCUGCUGGGAGCCACGGCUGUGGAAGAUAGGCUGCAGGAUAAAGCAGCCGACACCAUUGAGUCCCUGCACAAGGCUGGUAUGAAGGUUUGGGUCCUCACAGGGGACAAAAUGGAGACGGCAGCAGCCACAUGCUAUGCUAGCAGGUUGUUCCAUCGCAAUACACAAAUCCUGGAACUGACAACCAAGCGGACAGAGGAGCAGAGUCUCCACGACGUCCUGUUCGAUCUGAGCAGAACUGUCCUGAGACAGCAUGGCAGCAUUACCAGGGACACUUUCUCAGGGCUCUCAGGUGAUUGCCAAGACUAUGGUCUGAUAAUCGAUGGGGCGACACUGUCAGCUGUUCUGAAGCCAACACAGGAAGGAACCAGCAACGGAGGGAACUAUAAGGAGAUUUUCCUGGAAAUCUGCAGGAACUGCAGUGCUGUUCUCUGCUGUCGCAUGGCACCCUUACAAAAAGCACAGAUUGUUAAGCUGAUAAAAGCAUCAAAAGAACACCCCAUCACGCUGGCCAUCGGGGACGGAGCCAAUGAUGUCAGCAUGAUUCUGGAAGCUCACGUGGGCAUAGGGAUCAUGGGUAAAGAGGGGCGUCAGGCGGCCCGUAACAGCGACUAUGCAGUUACCAAGUUCAAACACCUGAAGAAGAUGCUGCUGGUGCACGGACACUACUACUACAUCAGGAUCGCUGAGCUGGUCCAGUACUUCUUCUAUAAGAAUGUGUGCUUCAUCUUCCCUCAGUUUCUCUAUCAGUUCUUUUGUGGCUUCUCUCAGCAGCCACUGUAUGACACGGCAUAUCUGACCCUGUACAAUAUCAGCUUUACCUCAUUACCCAUCCUCCUCUACAGUCUGAUGGAGCAGCACAUCAACAUGGACAUCCUCAAACGGGACCCUACUCUCUACAGAGAUAUUGCCAAGAAUUCCCUCCUGAGAUGGCCCACCUUCAUCUACUGGACAUUUCUGGGGAUUUUUGAUGCCGUGGUCUUCUUCUUUGGUGCUUUCUUCCUUUUCGACAACACAACCUUCACCAGCAACGGACAGCUAAUGGCCACCAACACACAGAUGGUAAGCCUGUCCCUAUCUGUUUCUCAUCCUAUUUUUAGUUUUAGUUUUACUGUUACCCUCCUCAACCCCUCCCCUCACCCUAAAGCCACUCCCACUCACAAAGUGUCUACUAACACUAAAUGUUCACUGCCAUCGACGGCAGCAGCCACAUGCUAUGCUAGCAGGUUGUUCCAUCGCAAUACACAAAUCCUGGAACUGACAACCAAGCGGACAGAGGAGCAGAGUCUCCACGACGUCCUGUUCGAUCUGAGCAGAACUGUCCUGAGACAGCAUGGCAGCAUUACCAGGGACACUUUCUCAGGGCUCUCAGGUGAUUGCCAAGACUAUGGUCUGAUAAUCGAUGGGGCGACACUGUCAGCUGUUCUGAAGCCAACACAGGAAGGAACCAGCAACGGAGGGAACUAUAAGGAGAUUUUCCUGGAAAUCUGCAGGAACUGCAGUGCUGUUCUCUGCUGUCGCAUGGCACCCUUACAAAAAGCACAGAUUGUUAAGCUGAUAAAAGCAUCAAAAGAACACCCCAUCACGCUGGCCAUCGGGGACGGAGCCAAUGAUGUCAGCAUGAUUCUGGAAGCUCACGUGGGCAUAGGGAUCAUGGGUAAAGAGGGGCGUCAGGCGGCCCGUAACAGCGACUAUGCAAUUACCAAGUUCAAACACCUGAAGAAGAUGCUGCUGGUUCACGGGCACUACUACUACAUCAGAAUUGCUGAGCUGGUCCAGUACUUCUUCUAUAAGAAUGUGUGCUUCAUCUUCCCUCAGUUUCUCUAUCAGUUCUUUUGUGGCUUCUCUCAGCAGCCACUGUAUGACACGGCAUAUCUGACCCUGUACAAUAUCAGCUUUACCUCAUUACCCAUCCUCCUCUACAGUCUGAUGGAGCAGCACAUCAACAUGGACAUCCUCAAACGGGACCCUACUCUCUACAGAGAUAUUGCCAAGAAUUCCCUCCUGAGAUGGCCCACCUUCAUCUACUGGACAUUUCUGGGGAUUUUUGAUGCCGUGGUCUUCUUCUUUGGUGCUUUCUUCCUUUUCGACAACACAACCUUCACCAGCAACGGACAGAUGUUUGGAAACUGGACCUUUGGAACACUUGUAUUCACCGUCCUGGUGUUCACGGUCACGCUAAAGCUUGCCCUGGACACACAUUACUGGACGUGGAUCAACCACUUUGUCAUAUGGGGGUCACUGCUUUUCUAUGUCAUCUUCUCCCUCCUGUGGGGAGGCAUCAUUUGGCCUUUCCUGAACUAUCAGAGGAUGUACUAUGUGUUCAUGCAGAUGUUGUCCAGCGGUCCUGCAUGGCUCAGUAUCAUUCUGCUGAUUAUAGUCAGUCUGCUGCCUGAUGUGGUGAAGAAAGUGUUGUGUAGAGCUCUUUGGCCCACCACCACAGAGAGAAUACAGAAUGCCGAUAAGUUGUAUAAGGGCCACCUGUCCGAGUUCACCCCCCUGUCCUCCCUCCAUGCUCCACCUGUGCGGAAACACGACAGACAUGGCAACGAACACCAGAACCACACCCAUCACAGGUCUGACUCCUCCCCUCCCAAAAAACUGAUGUGUACCUACUGGAGGGGCAGGCCUGACUACUGCACCUUCAGCUCCUUCCUCCGAAUAGGAGAAAACCCUAGAUUCUCUGGGGCAGCUUACGCCUACAGCGCACCGGGACCUGAGACGUCCGUAUAACAGUCUCGGGCCAUAUGAAAGAAAUAGUCUACUUAUCCAAUCAAAUUAGCCCUUGAUUAUUCCAGAGUCAAGAUUGGGACACAAUCUUGGCUUGUUACAUUUUAUCUGAAACAAAAGCACUGAAAGGCGGUUUUAUGGUAUACGCUAAUGGGCUAGGGAUGCUGUGUGUUCAUUUAGAAGCCAAACUGAAUUGGCUGCACCAUUUGGGAGUGUGGCGUACUGCGCUUAGCAGCCUUGGGACCUAUUUACCUUGUUUUUGUGUGUACGUUUAAAUGUGAGAGUGUGUUCCCUUUACACUGUGGGUUUACGUGUUCGCUCACCUACCCUAGUAAAUCCUUCAUGUGAAAAAUUACUUGAAACCUACAC
This is a messenger RNA of Sinocyclocheilus rhinocerous, 5534 nucleotides long. Its product is annotated as probable phospholipid-transporting ATPase IH. Bases 474 to 5168 code for a protein of 1564 amino acids. NCBI's taxonomy places the organism in Eukaryota, Metazoa, Chordata, Actinopteri, Cypriniformes, Cyprinidae. The record is from RefSeq and is a predicted model, not a curated record. Gene Ontology annotation, molecular function: ATPase-coupled intramembrane lipid carrier activity; magnesium ion binding; ATP hydrolysis activity. Gene Ontology annotation, cellular component: plasma membrane; endoplasmic reticulum; recycling endosome. Gene Ontology annotation, biological process: phospholipid translocation. The transcript has 38 exons.